GGCUAAGCUACAUAGAUGGUGCUCGCACUUGGCAGCUAGUAGUGGGAUAUCGAGUGUCUAAAGCAAAAUAAAAUACCAGUUUAUAGUUUCAAGAGCCAUCGGCCAUCAACAUGGUUCUUUACAAUUAUGUCACUCAGGAGCAACUCGCGGGUUUCGAUAAAUAUAAGUACAGCGCAGUGGACACAAACCCUCUGUCUGUUUACGUCAUGCACCCGUUCUGGAACUUUGUAGUGAAGUUUUUACCCACAUGGCUGGCUCCAAACCUCAUCACUUUCACCGGGUUCAUGCUCCUCGUCCUCAACUUCGUCAUGUUGUCGUACUUUGACUUUGAUUUCACAGCAUCUUCUGCCGGACAUGUGCACGUUCCCAGCUUGGUCUGGGUGGCUGCAGGCAUUUUUAACUUCUUGGCCUACACUCUGGAUGGUGUAGAUGGAAAACAAGCGCGACGAACCAACUCCUCCACGCCACUAGGGGAGCUGUUCGACCACGGCCUGGACAGCUGGACGUGCGUGUUCUUCGUGGCGACGGUCUACUCCAUAUUUGGGCGUGGCGAUAGCGGAGUGGGCGUGGUCACUCUGUACUACAUCCUCUGGGUGGUGCUGUUCUCCUUUAUUCUGUCCCAUUGGGAAAAGUACAACACCGGAAUAUUGUUUCUGCCCUGGGGCUACGACAUGAGCCUCGUGACGAUCUCGCUGGUGUACCUGGUGACUGCAGUGGUCGGCGUGGAAACGUGGUACCAGCCCAUGCUGUUUCACUUCCUGUACAGAGACCUCUUCACCUUCAUGAUCAUUGCCUGCUCCUUCACUGUGACACUGCCCAUGAGCCUCUAUAAUAUCGUCAAAGCUUACAGAAACGACACACUCAAACACAGCAGUUUGUACGAGGCCCUGCUGCCCUUCCUCUCUCCAGUCCUCCUCUUCCUCCUCUCCACCAUCUGGGUGGUCUUCUCUCCAUCCAACGUCCUGGACCUGCAGCCCAGGGUCUUCUACCUCAUGGUGGGCACAGCCUUCGCCAACCUCACAUGUAAGCUGAUCGUGUGUCAGAUGAGUAACACGCGGUGCCAGCCUCUGAACUGGAUGCUGUUUCCCAUGACGACGGUGGUGCUGGUGGCCGUGACGGGGGUUUACCAGAACGAGACCCUGCUCCUGUUUCUAUGGACCACCGUUGUCAUCCUGUCGCACAUACACUACGGAGUCUCUGUGGUUCAACAGUUGAGUGGUCACUUCAACAUCUUUGCUUUCUCGCUCAAAAAGCCGAGCAGUGACUGACAGGAGGAGGAGCGAAUCGGCUUGAAAGGAGCAGAGGUCUAAGCCCCUCCCUCCUGGGUUUACCGACACUUCACUCUCAUCACCGCGGAAACCGCAUCCCCUCCCUCCAUCCAUGAGGAAACUACGAAUGGACUGGACCAUGGCCCUUAUCCACUGUCCCCCCACACACACACACACACACACACACACAUAUAUUACAUCACACACACACACAUUUUAUUAACCACAUGGACCUGGCGAUGGGUGGGACUAGGGGCUCCGGCUUCCGUCUCUGGUGAUUGGCAGCUCGGUUCAGCCAAAGAGGUGCAUUCUGUUUCCUAAGGAAAUGUGCUUCAGUCGAAAGGACAGGAGCCCGGACAAGCCAUGAAACGCUACACACUUAACACAUGCACACACACACACACGCUAUACACACACACACUAACAAAGAGCUGUGGGAACGCUCUGGCAGCUGAGAACGCGUGCUUUGUGGACUUUCUAUUGCAGCUCACUGUUAAAUGGAAUAACAUUGUUUUAAAAUAACAUCAGUGCAAGUUUGGGUGACCAACUCGAAGUGUAAAACAUGGAGGGCCAGACUCGGGAAGUUUAAGCUCAUCAUGGGAAUUUUUAAUGGACUUUUCUGAUGGAAAUACUAUAGCCAACCCAACCCAAAACAGGUACAACAGGUAAAAUCCUCUUGCUAAUGUAGUCCUGACCAAGCCUACUGCAAGAUACGUGCCUUUGGGCACGGCCACUGCUUCACAAGUCGGGCCAAAAUAUGGGUCAAAUGCAGGACAAAUUAAACUAAACAACCCAGAAUGCUGAUACAUCCAAAAAGUCAUGAUCACGUAUAUAAAUCUCACUUUUUAUAAUUCAUGUGGCAUCAUUGAAGUGGGCGGGACAGGGACAACCAAAAGAGGGGCCAGCGGUCACUAUAGACUUUGAGGAAAAAAAUUAAAUCAGCUUAAGUUUACAUACUCUAAUGCUAAAAUAAAACUACCACAGACGUACUGCCUUGAGUUGUAUUCCACAGAACAUGUUUAAGAACUGAAAUGUUUCUAAGUCUGUCUGGAUCAUGACUUUAGAUGUGCAGGUUUAGUUUCAUAAUAAUCUACCUCAAUUUACGUGAACUAGCCCUAGAAAACCCAGAAGUAACUUGCUAAAUCUGUUUCAAACUUGUACCACAGUGCCCUGAGAUCAUCUUUACACUGUACUGUAGUCCAAAAUGGCUGCCGCUGCCUUUUUGUAAAUAUGUAUCAGAGUAUGAACAUUAGAUUAGCGUUGGGUCACACUUUAUAAUUACACUUUAAUUAGCGUUAAUGAAGCUAAACUAUGUAUGUUCAUUGAAUUAAGUCUUUGUUCAUGCUUUAUUAAGGCUAAUUAAGAUGUAGUUAAAGGUCUUAUAUUGCGCAAAAUUGACUUUUUAUGAGCUUUUAGCCAGGUGAAAUGUUACCUCAUCAAAAACAAUGAAGCAAAUGUUUGAGUAAUGCUUUGUUAUUAAUCUGUACAGCUACAAAGCUCAAAAUGCUUUGUUCCACCUUGUGAUGUCACUACUAGAGGUAGUUUUUGACCUUUUUACCUUUUGUUCACUAGAAAUGGGCAAUUCCAGAACUGAAAUGAUCCAAAUGAUUCUAUUGAAGGUGUGUGGAGUUUAAAAACACAGUGGAGCACUUCCUGUAUCGCCACAUGACAUCACAAGGUGGAACAGAGUGUUUUCAGGUUGAGAGAAGAACCCAGUCUUAAUAUGCAGGGUUUGUGUGUUUAACAUGUGCGAAUGAAACAAAAAAACACAACUCCAGGUGUGUUUAUGAUGAGGAAACAUAACAGAUCAGAAACGGUGUAAUAUGGGCCUUUAAACUGUCGUUCUUAUAAAGUGAUCCCACACAUCGUCACUGCCCUCAGCGUUCCCACAGUUCUGUCCACACAAACACGAGCUCUCAUCUAAAAUCUGCCUUCCUGCAGAGACCCCGUGCACUCACAUAGUGUUAUGAAUGUAUUAUAGCCUUGGGGAAAUGCCAUUUCAGUUUAAUUUAAUACUAUUAACAGGAAUGCCUCAACUAAGUCUUUUUUAUAAUAGGAUUGAAAUCAAAGUGAAUAUGUUAUUAGCUCUGUGUGUUUAAUGUAUUUGGUAAUGGGUUUGGGGCAUUUAAUUUGAAAUUUAAAAGGUGCACUGUGGAACUUUUCAACUGGAGGAUCUGCCACCUGCUUCUUUCCGUGGAGAUGUUAUUACUUUGCCUAGAAUUUUCCGUACUAUGGCAUUAAAAUUGCAAGAAAAGACCAAGUUAAACAUCACCAAACCAAGUUGAGAGUUGAACUAAAACACAUUAAAAGCUAAAUUUAAGAUAUUGAUUUAAAUCCGUGCUGAGGAACAUUCCAGGGAAAGCGAUAACAUCUCCACACGGACGAGCAGGCGGCGUGCUCGACUCAGGAGAAGUUACACAGCGCGUCUUUAAAAAUAAUCAAAACCCAAUGGGGCGACCAUAAACUUUGUGACCCUGCGUUUUACACGGUCUGAGCUCUGGCCUGCGGCUCUCCCUCUUGAGGUGUUGUGUCUUCGCGCUGAUUCGUUCAUUUUUUUUAUUAUUUCUUCUUUCUCUCGUGUCGUUUUGCGUCGCGGGGGGGACUCACGUGGCACGGCGCUUGAAUGAAGAGUGGGUCCAAAAACCUGCCGAAGGAGUGGACUCAUUCUGAAGGAACAAGACGCCAAUGUGAAAACCACGAAAGUCUCAUCAUCCCGCGGCACGAAGCUGAACAUUUUAACAUGCGUCUCUAUAUAAAUUGUUACUGUCUCUUAUUUCUUUGUGCGUUUGAGAAGUGAGCACUGUCUUGUCUGAAAAUCUUGUAAUAGUCGGACAAAAGCGUAAAACGAGUUCUUAAUAUAGAUACAGAUUUUUGCGUUCGUUUGGAUCGGAAAAAGGCAGCGGUUGUAGGAGACAAAAACGAAGUUCGUGUGCUUUUUUCUGACUAAAAAGAACACAAAAAUUACAGUUUAACUUCGUAACUCCGCCUUGAAAUGCCAUUUUUAGUCAAAUUGUGUAUUUUUUUUAAUCCUACUAGAUCGCAACCCUACCAGAAAUGCAUAUCUUCAACUGGUUUCUUUUUUUAAUUCCUUCUCAGUUCAGUUGAAUCUUGGAACUAAUAAGCGUUUUGUGAAUGGCAUCAGUAAAUUUGAAUGUCGAGUUUUGGUAAUAACUUCAUUUAAAAACAAAAUUGUACAUAAACUGUGGAUAAACAUCAUACACGACGAUAUAAAGCUGCUGCAACACGGCAAAAAAUUAACUCAUAUUUUAAGACGUCAUGGAAUUAGAAUAUUAAUCUUGUUUGCAGUCGUUUUGACAAAUUUAAGUUUUGUUUUUCACUGUUUUUUGUUUUGCCUUUUCAUGCUAACUAGCUCAAUCGCACUUCCUGUACCUCAUUGCUACAUAUAUUACAUUUCUUGCGCACAAAAAUGUCAUUAAACACUUACGUAAUGAAUUAAACCUAAACUUGUCAAUACUUUGCAAAUUAAGAUUAGCAGACUGAUUACAAGUCAAUUAGCCUUUGUUUUUUUUGCAGCGUCCCGACUCAUCUCCUAGUUUUGGGAUUGUACUUCAAAGCACAUGGAAAAAAUGUCAUUCGUGAAGCCCCUUAUAUGUGAGUCUUUGGCGAUUGUAAUGAUUUUUUUGUCUUUUUUCUGCACUGUCCAGGUCUGAACGUUUAGUGUGUUAAUGUAUGGGAGUAUAACAUGUACGUGUGUAAAUACAUGUAUUAUUUGUGUAUUUUAUUUUGAAAUCUUUACUGUAAAAUGCUCUUAAUGCCUGGUGGACUGUUUGGAGCAGAAAAGCCACACAGAGUAACUGAUUUCUAAGUAUUUGACGUUGCUAAAUUACGUACAAGUGAUUUUCCAUGUGGUAGGAUUUACUUUAGUUUGAAAUUUGGCCUUGUUACAUAAUUUGUAGAUUUUGUGUUUGGAUAUUUCUUGAAAUCCUGACAUUUAAUUAGAAAACUACAUAAUGGUGAUUGUUAAUGUCCCGUUCAUUUUUCCCAUAGACUUUACGAAGAAAAAAAAAAGUAUUAUCCCUGAGCAAGCUUUUGAACUUUUAAUAUAAUCAACUUCAUGGUAAUUUAUGACCACAAGACUUAUACUUUUAUUUAAAAUCUGUUUAUGAAACUUUAUGAAACCGCAAAGUUAUUAAAACAUUUAUAAGAAUCUUGCAUUUUAAAUGGCCUUUUGGACUUAAAACAACCCCGUUUAUGGAUAUUACUUAGCACGUAGCUGGUUAGCACGUAGCUGGUUAGCAGAAUUCAAAGGCAUCGCGGAGGCCAACUAGCAACAUGCUAAGUAAUAUCCAUAAACGCGGUUGUUUUAAGUCCAAAAAGGCCGUUUAAAAUGCAAGAUUCUUAUAAAUGUUUUACCAACUUUGCCGUUUAUAAAGUUAGUUGGCCCCCGUGAUGUCUUUGAACUCGUAAUAUUUGAUUUUUUUUUUUUAAGUCUAUGGGAAAAAUAAACGGAAAAUAUAUUUCUAAAAUCUGAUCAGGCGUCACUGUUGAGAUCCAUUGACGAACGUGACUCGCCAGGAACAAAAUUUGUGGAUUUUAUUACGUUUCUUGGCUAUUUCUGAUCAAAAUACAAGAACACUGCUGGAUUACACUUGUGAUAUCACAUUGUAUAACCUAAAAAUCACAAAUACUUAGUAAUUAAUGCUGCUGAACUUCAAAUCAUGUUUUUCUACGUUCAAGGUUCACUAUGUAACUUUUCUCCUGGAGGGUUUCUAUCAUAUUAUUGUUUCUACUGAGGUGUUUGGUCUGAUUGUUCCACAGUACGGUGUUUUAACUUAUCUCCAUGGAGACAAGAAAGCGACACCAGGUUAAGUUACAGGUCAGAUCUGCAGAGUGGCAAGCCCGCUCUUACUAAAACUGUUCUUUGAGGUUUUCUUUUUGAAUAAUAACUGUGGAAUAUUACAGAAGAAAGAGUGAUAUCUCCAUAAAGACAAGGACAAUGCAGACUUCCAUCAGAAAAAGUUACAUAAUAGAGCUUUAAAACUGGAAUUUUUACUGCCUGGUUGCGUUUGUGUGGUUUUUCUGGAGCAGUCGAGGAAGGGGACCAAAACGCCCUCUGUGGUGGUCGAUAGAAACACUACAAAAUGAACAAGGGAUAUGAGAGACAAAGUGCCAACAAAACAAGGAGGAAUCAGAUCAAAUGGUUUUACAGCUGGCUUACGUUCUUGAUUUACAUGCUUUUUUUAGGAACUUUUCUAGUUUUCUGGUAUUUUAUAACGCAGGUUCCAGCUACUCUUACCACUGUUAGGGAAUAUUUGAGUCGUCACAGCCCCUAGAUUGGCUCAUUGUAUUGAAGGUGUUGAGUUUUUGUUGUAAAAAGUGUCUCUGACUUGUGCUCAGGGCUUCUGUGGCUUCUUGUGAUUCAUGUAUUUAACCAGUGGGACAAAGGACUGUACAGAAACGGAUUAAACAAACUUUUCCU
Molecule: messenger RNA, 6708 nt
Organism: Periophthalmus magnuspinnatus
Lineage: Eukaryota; Metazoa; Chordata; Actinopteri; Gobiiformes; Gobiidae
Product: ethanolaminephosphotransferase 1-like
Exons: 10
Biological process (GO): phosphatidylethanolamine biosynthetic process
Cellular component (GO): Golgi apparatus; endoplasmic reticulum membrane
Molecular function (GO): ethanolaminephosphotransferase activity
Source: RefSeq, a predicted model, not a curated record